Boleophthalmus pectinirostris (great blue-spotted mudskipper) is the source of this 2770-nucleotide messenger RNA. RefSeq names its product angel homolog 1 (Drosophila) (gene angel1). The record is from RefSeq and is a predicted model, not a curated record. The transcript is spliced from 10 exons. NCBI's taxonomy places the organism in Eukaryota, Metazoa, Chordata, Actinopteri, Gobiiformes, Gobiidae. The coding region runs from base 8 to 2362 and encodes 784 amino acids. Gene Ontology annotation, molecular function: 3'-5'-RNA exonuclease activity.
CAGAAACAUGAUUGGUAGCGUGCUUUUCUAUGGAUUUUACCCGUUGUCCCGCUUGUUUGCGAGUCGACACACAGAGCCCUCACAGAAGGAUCCCACUCCUGCGCUUGUUAAUGGCACAGUGGUGUGUGAUGGUGGUGCUGUCACAGCCUGUCAGUUUACCCAUUGUCAAACAGCCCGACUGGAGGAGCAGCUCCCCUCAUGUGGGGGGUCCUGUGAAGAGACGCAGGAAAGGAUGAGUGUACAAAGUGAGGAAGAUGCUAAAUGUGAGUCAUACACAGAACAAGGUUUUUCAGUUCUAUUACACCAAAAGUCAAGUCAAGACCAGACUGCACUGAUGAUGGCACCUCAAGAUUUGCCAGAAACAAGUCGAAACCAGAGUGCACUGACAACCGCACUUGAAGAUUUGCCAGAGACACAACAUGAAGUGAAGCACCCUGAACAAGAGGACACAGAAGCUGCACCUGCGUGUGAGCAAAACAGCAAUGAAGGAUGUUUCUCUCCAGCUCCUACUCCAGAGGAUGCAGUUCGUACUACCCCAGAGGAUGCAGUUCGUACUACCCCAGAGGAGGCAGAGGAGGCAGUUUGUGAGUGCUUGGACCAACUACAGACUGAGGACUACAGAGAAACCUGGCCUCCUCAGCCAGAAACGCCAUGUUUGAAAGAGCUUCUUGCCGCAUCAGAAGACCACAAACUGGAAGUCCAGUUUGUUCAUGGCAGGGCAGUGAGCCCACCAGUGCCUCCUGCUGGAGGAUCAGAGUGCUGGGAUGAAUACAUCAUAGCUAUUGAUGCCUCAAGUAAAAACACUGGGGGAAACCAUUCAAAUGUGUGUUUGGUUCCUCCUGACUGUAGCACUGACAUGUCCUUCCCUGCACAACAGCCCACACAGUCAGGGUACCACUUUGCUGUGGGUCCUGGCCUGACAAAUGAAGUACAAUGCCCUCUGUGGCAGUAUCCAACACUCAGCUAUUAUCCUACAAUGGAGCAGACUCUGCCUUUUGAAGUAAUGUGGAGGGUGUGGGAGGACAUGAACGACAGUUCAGCUGCAGACACACCUGCAUUGGUGCCCUUCCCCUUUAAAAAGACCGAAAUGGAUUUCAGUGUUAUGUCCUACAACAUACUUAGUCAGGACCUGCUGGAGGCAAACCAGGACCUGUACACACACUGCCCACUGGAGGUAUUGGAGUGGAGUUACCGCUCUAGAUUGCUUCUUGAGGAAAUUCACAAGUGGGCACCAGAUAUUCUGUGUCUCCAAGAAGUGCAGGAAAACCACUUUUAUCAACAGUUCUAUCCAGUUUUAACUCAAAUGGGCUACACUUGUGUGUACAAGCGGCGCACGGGCACUAAGACAGACGGCUGUGCUACGUGUUACCGCAGCAGCUGCUUUACUGAAUUAUCCAUCAUCGAGGUGGAGUAUUUCAGGACUGAGAUAGAGCUGCUGGACAGGCACAAUGUGGCCAUUAUAGUUCUGCUUCGACCAAUGAUCAUCCAGGGGUCAGAGGUCAAGGCACAAGGCCCUCCUCUGUGUGUGGCAAACACUCACCUGCUUUUUAACCCCAGAAGGGGAGAUAUUAAACUGGCACAGCUAGCCAUACUUCUGGCAGAAAUUGACAAGGUAGUCAAGUCUUGUAAAAGAAAUGGGGAGAACUGUAACAUAGUCUUAUGUGGGGAUUUCAACUCUGUCCCUCACACGCCUUUGUACCAGCUAAUCACAGAAGGAGAUCUCUAUUUCCAAGGUCUCCCAGCAUGGAUGAUUUCAGGGCAGGAGGAUCUGUCAUACAAAUCCCACGUUUAUAGGCUCUAUGCUCCUCUGUGGCCAGACACACUUGGAAUCAGUGACUGUUGUCAGUACACUUCAGUGAACCAGGGCUCAGAGAAACACAAGCACACAACAGGAACACAUCAAUACAGUCACGAGUUUCUUCUACAGCUGCGCUUCUGUUCAGCUGCCUGUCAACGACCAGCAGACCUGGAGAUGAUCCCAGGAGUGACUGAUGUCACACCAGAUGAUGCAAAGGCCCAGCCUCCCUCCCCAAGGUUCAGACAUUUCCUGAGUCACGGGUUAAAUCUGCAGUCGGUCUAUAAGCAUGUGCUUCCAGGCUCAGGUACUGCUGAAGUUACAACGCUACACUCUCAAGUGGGGGCAACAGUGGACUACAUCUUCUACUCUCCCAAACUCCCCUUAAACACAGAGGAGCAAGGAGAGGCCAGCUUUAUGAGCAGCGGUCUGAAGGCGAUUGGCUGCCUCUCUCUCCUGUCUGAGGAUGUACUGUGGUCAAUGAAUGGUCUCCCUAGCCACAUGUUUCCCUCUGACCACCUAAGCCUUUUGGCAAAAUUCCAAGUCGACAUCAUUGCAACAACAUAAUGAAGAAAUGCCAUAAUGGCCAAAACAUAAUGAAGAAAACAGUGCCUUUAAUAUUAGAAACAGUACUUAAGUUGAAAUGGUAUUUAUUUGAAUGGUUUACAUUGGUUAAAAGAAUUGCAGAGUUGCCUUUGUACAAUGACCAGGUCAUAUUUGUAAAUGAGAAUUAGUUCUCAAACAUUUUUCCUGGGAAAAUAAUGGUUAAAUAAUUUAAAAUAAUAAUAUAAAAAGUGUCAGAUUUUGCAAAUGAUGUCUUGAGUGGUUUACAUUAUGUUUUAGAGAAGGUACUCAUGCAGGUUCAUCUAGAUAUUUAAGCUGUUUAAGGACGUGCAAUAAAGAUUUUCAUGUUUUUACUGAUCUCUUGGCUCAUAUUGUUGGUUGCUUGAUUGCAAGUAAAUAAUGAGUCGCAUA